AUGGGAGACAAUGUUGUAGUGUCCAACAUGGAGCUUGAGAGGUUGCUUAGCAUGAAAGGAGGCAAAGGAGAGGGAAGUUAUGCCAACAAUUCCCAAGCUCAGGCCAUACAUGCCAAGUCCAUGCAUCACCUUCUCAAAGAAGCCCUAGAUGGAGUUCAACUUCAAGACCCUAACAUACCAUUUGUGGUUGUGGAUUUGGGGUGUUCAUGUGGAAGCAACACCAUCAAUGUGGUGGAUGUGAUCAUCAAGCACAUCAUCAAACGCUACGAUGCCUUGGGAUUAGACCCUCCUGAGUUUUCAGCCUUCUUCUCAGACCUUCCUAGCAAUGACUUCAACACCCUCUUCCAGCUCCUUCCUCCCUUAGCCAACUAUGGAGUUAGCAUGGAGGAGUGCCUUGCCGCUAACAACCACCGCGCCUACUUCGCCGCCGGCGUCCCUGGCUCCUUCUACCGGAGACUUUUUCCGGCAAGGUUCAUUGAUGUUUUCCACUCAGCCUUUUCCUUGCAUUGGUUAUCUCAGGUACCAGAAUCUGUCAUGGACAAGAGGUCAAGUGCAUACAACAAGGGGAGGGUGUUCAUCCAUGGUGCUAGUGAGAUCACAGCAAAUGCUUACAGAAAACAAUUCCAAGCAGACUUGGCAGGGUUCUUGAGCUCAAGAUCUUUGGAAUUGAAGAGAGGGGGGUCCAUGUUCUUGGUUUGCUUAGGCAGAACUUCUGUGGACCCCACAGACCAGGGUGGUGCUGGUCUCCUAUUUGGCACCCACUUUCAGGAUGCUUGGGAUGAUCUUGUGCAAGAGGGAUUGAUUAGCAGUGAGAAAAGAGACAGUUUCAACAUUCCAGUUUAUGCACCAAGUUUGCAAGACUUCAAGGAGGUGGUUGAAGCUGAUGGUUCAUUUGCCAUAAACAAGCUUGAGGUGUUCAAAGGGGGAAGCCCUCUUGUGGUGAACCAGCCAGGUGAUGCUAGUGAAGUAGGAAAGGCCCUUGCCAACACCUGCAGGAGUGUGUCCGGUGUCCUUGUUGAUGCUCACAUUGGUGAAAAGCUUAGUGAGGAACUGUUUCUGAGAGUGGAACGUAGAGCCACAAGUCAUGGCAAAGAGUUAUUAGAGCAACUACAGUUCUUUCACAUAGUUGCAUCCCUUUCUUUUGCUCUAUGA
Messenger RNA from Sphenostylis stenocarpa, 1152 nucleotides. NCBI's taxonomy places the organism in Eukaryota, Viridiplantae, Streptophyta, Magnoliopsida, Fabales, Fabaceae. The record is from the annotation of a GenBank genome assembly.